GAGACCCCGAGACCCCCGGGGCACGAAAUCCAGUGCAAGCGGGUUAUGCCUCCGCCUUGUUGCCCUGAAAGUCGAAGUGACAGCGAAAAGGGCUAAGAUUUGGCCAUGAGCAGCGCCCCCAGGCGCCCCGCCUCGGGCGGGGAUUCCUUGCACAUGCCAGAACCAGAGAGCGUGGGCUCUGGGACACCAGGCUUCCCCCAGCAGGAGGAAGAUGAUCUUCACCGCACCCUGGGCGUAGAGCGGUUUGAGGAGAUCCUCCAGGAGGCAGGCUCCCGAGGAGGAGAUGAGCCGGGCCGCAGCUAUGGGGAGGAAGACUUCGAGUACCACCGCCAGUCCUCUCACCACAUCCACCACCCGCUGUCCACUCAUCUGCCUCCGGAUGCACGCCGCCGCAAGGCCCCUCAAGGCCCAGGACGGAAGCCUCGAAGGCGUCCUGGGGCCUCUCCCACUGGGGAGACCCCCACCAUCGAGGAGGGGGAGGAAGAUGAGGAUGAAGCCAGCGAGGCUGAGGGGGCCCGGGCACUCACACAGCCGUCCCCUGCCUCCACACCCUCUUCGGUGCAGUUCUUUCUACAAGAGGAUGAAAGUGCUGACCGAAAGGCAGAGAGGACCAGUCCAUCUCCCCCUAUGCAACUUCCUCCUCAGGAAGCAGCUCACCGGGCCACCAAAGGAGCUCAGCCUGGCGCUCUGAUGGAGGAAGUGGCAGCGGUGGCCGGUGGCACAGCCGGGGGUGAUGACGGAGGCGCUUCGGGCCGCCCCCUGACCAAAGCCCAGCCUGGCCAUCGCAGCUACAAUCUUCAGGAGAGAAGACGCAUCGGGAGCAUGACGGGAGCGGAGCAAGCGCUGCUGCCCCGGGUGCCCACAGAUGAGAGCGAAGCCCAGACGCUGGCCACGGCUGACCUUGACCUCAUGAAGAGUCACCGGUUUGAGGAUGUGCCUGGGGUGAGGCGACACUUGGUACGGAAGAAUGCCAAAGGGUCUGGGCAGAGUGCCCGGGAAGGGCGAGAGCCUGGCCCCACGCCUCGGGCCCGGCCCCGGGCCCCCCACAAACCCCACGAGGUGUUUGUGGAGCUGAAUGAGUUGUUGCUGGACAAAAACCAGGAGCCUCAGUGGCGGGAGACAGCCCGCUGGAUCAAAUUUGAGGAGGACGUGGAGGAAGAAACUGAGCGCUGGGGGAAGCCUCAUGUGGCCUCGCUGUCCUUCCGCAGCCUUCUGGAGCUUCGUAGGACCCUGGCCCAUGGGGCUGUACUCUUGGACCUGGAUCAGCAGACCUUGCCUGGGGUAGCCCACCAGGUGGUGGAGCAGAUGGUCAUCUCUGACCAGAUCAAGGCUGAGGACAGAGCCAAUGUGCUGCGCGCCCUUCUUCUGAAGCACAGCCACCCAAGUGAUGAGAAGGACUUCUCCUUCCCUCGCAACAUCUCCGCCGGCUCCCUCGGCUCCCUGCUAGGACAUCAUCAUGCCCAGGGCGCGGAGAGUGACCCCCACGUCACCGAGCCUCUCAUUGGUGGAAUUCCAGAGACGCGGCUGGAGGUGGAGCGUGAGCGUGAGCUGCCACCUUCAGCCCCACCAGCUGGCAUCACCCGCUCCAAGUCUAAGCACGAGCUGAAGCUUCUAGAGAAGAUUCCUGAGAAUGCUGAAGCCACAGUGGUCCUUGUGGGCUGUGUGGAGUUCCUCUCACAUCCCACCAUGGCCUUUGUGCGCCUGCGGGAGGCUGUGGAGCUGGACGCGGUGCUGGAGGUCCCUGUGCCCGUGCGCUUCCUCUUCCUGCUCCUGGGCCCCAGCAGCGCCAACAUGGACUACCACGAGAUUGGCCGAUCCAUCUCUACCCUCAUGUCUGACAAGCAAUUCCAUGAGGCGGCCUACCUGGCAGACGAGCGGGAUGACUUGCUGACGGCCAUCAAUGCCUUCCUGGACUGCAGCGUGGUGCUGCCGCCUUCGGAGGUGCAGGGCGAGGAGUUGCUGCGUUCUGUUGCCCACUUCCAACGCCAGAUGCUCAAGAAGCGAGAGGAGCAGGGCCGGCUGCUGCCCCCCGGCGCUGGGUUGGAGCCCAAGUCUGCGCAAGAUAAGGCGCUCCUGCAGAUGGUAGAGGCGGCAGGUGCAGUUGAAGACGAUCCCCUCCGGCGGACCGGCCGGCCCUUUGGGGGGCUGAUCCGGGACGUACGGCGCCGCUACCCCCACUACCUGAGUGACUUCCGCGAUGCGCUUGACCCUCAGUGCUUGGCGGCGGUCAUCUUCAUCUACUUCGCGGCCCUGUCGCCUGCCAUCACCUUUGGGGGAUUGCUUGGAGAGAAAACGCAGAACCUGAUAGGGGUGUCAGAGCUGAUCAUGUCUACAGCGCUCCAGGGUGUGGUCUUCUGUCUUUUGGGGGCUCAGCCGCUGCUAGUGAUUGGCUUUUCUGGGCCCCUCCUGGUUUUUGAGGAGGCCUUCUUCUCGUUCUGUAAUAGCAACCAGCUGGAGUACCUGGUGGGCCGUGUGUGGAUUGGCUUCUGGCUCGUACUCCUAGCCCUGCUCAUGGUGGCCCUAGAGGGUAGCUUCCUGGUCCGCUUCGUCUCCCGCUUCACUCAGGAGAUUUUUGCCUUCCUCAUCUCCCUCAUCUUCAUCUACGAGACCUUCUACAAGCUGAUCAAGAUCUUCCAGGAGCACCCCCUCCAUGGCUGUUCAGUCUCUAACAGCUCAGAGGCAGAUGGUGACGACAACAUGACUUGGUCCAGGGCAGCAUCCACACUGAGCCCAGGCAACGAGAGCUUGGCUGGACCGUCUGUACCCGGGAGACUCCGGGGCCAGCCCAACACAGCCCUGCUGUCACUGGUGCUUAUGGCGGGCACCUUCUUCAUUGCCUUCUUCCUUCGAAAAUUCAAGAAUAGCCGGUUCUUUCCAGGCCGGAUCCGACGGGUGAUCGGGGACUUCGGGGUACCCAUCGCAAUCCUCAUCAUGGUGCUUGUAGAUUACAGUAUCGAGGAUACCUACACCCAGAAGUUGAGUGUGCCUGACGGAUUCUCAGUGACGGCUCCUGACAAGCGGGGCUGGAUCAUCAACCCCCUGGGGGAGAAGAGCCCCUUCCCUGUGUGGAUGAUGGUGGCCAGCCUGUUGCCUGCCGUCCUGGUCUUCAUCCUGAUCUUCAUGGAGACGCAGAUCACCACGCUGAUCAUCUCCAAGAAGGAGCGCAUGCUGCAGAAGGGCUCCGGCUUCCAUCUGGACCUGCUGCUCAUCGUGGCCAUGGGCGGCAUCUGUGCCCUCUUCGGCCUGCCGUGGUUGGCUGCAGCCACCGUCCGCUCUGUCACCCAUGCCAACGCACUUACCGUCAUGAGCAAAGCUGUGGCACCUGGGGACAAGCCUAAGAUUCAGGAGGUCAAGGAGCAGCGGGUGACAGGGCUGCUGGUGGCUCUGCUCGUUGGCCUUUCCAUGGUCAUCGGGGAUCUGCUCCGACAAAUCCCUCUCGCUGUGCUUUUUGGGAUUUUCCUGUACAUGGGAGUCACUUCCCUCAAUGGGAUCCAAUUCUACGAGCGGCUGCAUCUGCUGCUCAUGCCGCCCAAACACCACCCAGAUGUCACCUAUGUCAAAAAGGUUCGGACCCUGCGGAUGCACCUGUUCACCGCCCUGCAGCUUCUCUGCCUGGCCCUGCUCUGGGCAGUCAUGUCCACAGCUGCCUCCCUGGCCUUCCCCUUCAUCCUCAUCCUCACGGUGCCUCUACGAAUGGUGGUGCUCACCCGCAUCUUCACUGAACGAGAGAUGAAAUGUCUGGAUGCUAAUGAGGCGGAGCCCGUGUUUGAUGAGCGCGAGGGUGUGGACGAGUACAACGAGAUGCCCAUGCCUGUGUAGCUGCUGCCUGGAGGACAGCAGCGGGACUCGCAGAGGGACUGUCGGGCGGAGGGAACGGGGGCUGGCGGGAUGGUGUGUCUCCCUCCUCCUCCUCAUUUUUAUUUAAGUGAUUAAUAAUUUAAAGUCCUCUUCUCCCCACUCCUUCAGUAAAGUGCUUCAGCCCC
This is a messenger RNA of Dipodomys ordii (Ord's kangaroo rat), 3983 nucleotides long. It is a transcript of the gene Slc4a2, whose product is annotated as solute carrier family 4 (anion exchanger), member 2. Gene Ontology annotation, biological process: transmembrane transport; regulation of intracellular pH; bicarbonate transport. The coding region runs from base 106 to 3819 and encodes 1237 amino acids. The record is from RefSeq and is a predicted model, not a curated record. Gene Ontology annotation, molecular function: monoatomic anion transmembrane transporter activity; solute:inorganic anion antiporter activity. Gene Ontology annotation, cellular component: plasma membrane; basolateral plasma membrane; apical plasma membrane. The transcript is spliced from 23 exons. NCBI's taxonomy places the organism in Eukaryota, Metazoa, Chordata, Mammalia, Rodentia, Heteromyidae.